This is a messenger RNA of Sorghum bicolor (sorghum), 1254 nucleotides long. RefSeq lists its product as uncharacterized. Bases 213 to 836 code for a protein of 207 amino acids. Lineage: Eukaryota; Viridiplantae; Streptophyta; Magnoliopsida; Poales; Poaceae. The transcript is spliced from 3 exons. The record is from RefSeq and is a predicted model, not a curated record.
AGUCGCAGUGUCGACUAAACAAGGCGUCAAGGCCUUCUCACAACUUACAAGUGGCUGCUACUUGCAUAUUUACCAUUCGUCCCUGUGAUGUCUGUCAAUACUAGAGAGACCACACGCUUCUCUUUCGUCUCCCAGCACCCCCACAAAGCGGCUCCUAGCUUUGCAACCUUUGGAGUUCAGUCACUAAACAAAGCAGCAAAACAGAACGAACCAUGAGGAAGGAGAUCAUAAUCCGGAUUCAUGUGAAAUCCGACAAGUGCCAGGCCAAGGCCAUGAAGGUGGCAGCAGCCGGCAACGGAGUGGAGUCCGUGACGCUGUCCGGCGGCGACAAGAGCCUGCUGCUGGUGAUCGGCGACGGCGUGGACACGAACAAGCUCCUGAAGAAGCUCAAGAAGAAGGUGGGCGAGGCGGAGAUGGUGGAGCUGAGGACGCACGACACGUUCGAGGCGGCGGCGCUCCCGCUCCCGCUCCCGGGCACCAAGCAGGAGCUGGCGGCCAUGAUGGCGAUGGCGGCGGCGCGGUCGCCCUACAACAACCACCAGCAGCAGUGGCAGCACAGCUACGCCGCGGCGCCCACCAGCCCGUACUCCUACCACUACGACUACCCGUCGCCGGUGGGCGGAUAUGGCUACGGCUACGGGGCCGGCGGCGGCGCCGCUGUCAGCAGCUACUCGCGGGCCGUGGCGCGCAGCCAUCCGGCCAAUUACUCGCCGAUGGUGGAGAGGCACGACUACCAGCCCAUGGAGCACUCCUCCUCUUCCUCCUCCGGAAAGCGGAUGCAGACUAUGGCGGUGCCGCGCCAUGGCAGUGGCACCAACAGCUGCACCAUACUCUAGUGCCCGUGUGCCAACCAGUCAUGGUGCCAACUGCCAAGUCGACGCCGUUGCAGCCGCGGCCUAGCAAUCUGCAAAGCCUUGCUGCUGAAGCUGAACUGCUGGCUAGGUGCUGCUUGAAUCUUGAUGCCUUCUCAGGAACAGGAAACCGUGUGGUUAGUUACUCAUCCAUGUGUGGAUAUUUGUUAUAUUAUUAGGUUCGGUUCAGGUUUGGGAUUAGGCGUGGAAGGUUGUUAAUCUUGCACAUGUGUUCUGUGGAUGGAUCCGAGUGGAAUUAGUCGACCUGUAAAUAGUACUAUGAAAUUAGGAGUUGACUGUAAAGUUGGAUGGAUGUACAUACCAAAUAUGCUUUUCUUAUUACAUUAGACACUACCGCUUCUGUUCUGUCCAUGAUGUAAUAACUUUUGGGUUUCAAAAUUAA